AAGAUGGACUACAAGGACCCAGCCACACUGUUAGAUCUUGCUAUGCAGAGUCUACUCAAGAAUGAGCCUAUAAUAAUCCAAUCACUCGAGGAGAUCCCAAGAGAACUUUUCAUUCCAUUGUUCACUGCUGCCUUCUUGGGUGGGUGUAAGAAGACAGUGACAGCAAUAGUGAAGGUUUGGCCUUUUUUCUGUCUCCACAUCGGAAAAUUAAGAUCACAUGAAACACACAGUGCACUCUUGAAAGCCAUGAUUGAUGGUCUUCAGGUUCUUCCUGCCUAUGCUUCUCGGGGCUCCAAACUGAAGGUCCUAGAUUUGAGACAGAAUGCUGACUGUAGGACCACAUGUUUUCAAAUCAAGACCAAAUCUUUCUGUUUUCACUCUUGUUCUUAUUCUCAAACCUCUUCCCGCAAAAGAGGAGAACAUAGCACUGUAAAUUUAGGAUCUGAGGCUGAGUUGUCCAGAUAUCCUACUGAAUUACUAGUGGACCUUUCCCUUAAUGGUACCUUGAGAACAAGGGCAUUUUUGUCUUUCCUUCUCAGUAAAGUUGAACAGAGUUCAGGGUCCUUACACCUCUGCUGUCGUGAUCUGCAAAUUGAUAACCUGUCUGGCUGUAACAAUACACUGAAACUUCUGAAUCUGUUAUGUAUUGAUCACCUGGCAGUUGAACAGGCUUCCCUGAAUGAUAUCAACACCCUUUUGUCUCAGAUGGUCCACUUGGACAGUCUUAGUUUGUCUAAAAUCACCCUCACAUCUCUGAAUGGGAAAAUAUUCAAAAGAUUCCUCACCCAACUUGAGCGAAUGGACAACCUUCACGAUCUAAACUUGUCUUUCUUCUGCCUAACAAAUGGUCUACACAAAUUGCUCAGAGUCCUGCCACAUGGUCUGGAUUACUUGAAUUUGCCUUUCUGUGAGCUUUCUUACAGAGACUUCAGAUUUCUGUCCCAGUGUCCUCAGACCGCCCACCUCAAGCUGCUGAAUCUCAGUAACAACUCAAUGACAUGGGAAGAUUGUGAGCCUUUACAAACACUUAUGGAGAAGGUCUCUGGUACCCUGCAGCAUCUAGAGAUAAAUCAUUGUCUUAUAACUGAUUCUACAAUAUUUUCUCUUAUCCCGGCCCUUAGCCACUGUUCCCAUCUCCGUGUGCUUAGUUUUGCUUCUAACCCCAUUACAAUGUCCAUGCUCAUGAGAAUUCUGCAAAACUUACUACCACUAAUGGAGCUGAAAUAUGUGAUUUACCCUAUCCCUGUGCAUUGCUAUGAAAGAUGGUAUUAUCAGAGUACUUUAGACAGACAGAAGCUUGCUGACGUGCAGGCACAACUGAAGGCAAUGCUACAGGCAGCACAGCGGAGUGACAUGAACUGGAUGACUUUUCCAGAGUGA
Molecule: messenger RNA, 1380 nt
Organism: Arvicanthis niloticus (Nile rat)
Lineage: Eukaryota; Metazoa; Chordata; Mammalia; Rodentia; Muridae
Product: melanoma antigen preferentially expressed in tumors-like
Cellular component (GO): cytoplasm
Source: RefSeq, a predicted model, not a curated record